Paecilomyces variotii is the source of this 1874-nucleotide messenger RNA. RefSeq lists its product as hypothetical. Bases 338 to 1402 code for a protein of 354 amino acids. The transcript has a single exon. The record is from RefSeq and is a predicted model, not a curated record. NCBI's taxonomy places the organism in Eukaryota, Fungi, Ascomycota, Eurotiomycetes, Eurotiales, Thermoascaceae.
GGAAAAAGGUAGAAUACCUAGUAAUUACAUGACAAUAUCUAUCAAAGGUCUCUUUAAGGGCUCUUGUAAGAGCUCUCGCAGGAUCAUCGUCAGUUCUUGGUCCCUCUCGGUGGAGAACCUUCGUACUGAUCGCGUGGAGAGGUCGCGUCGCGCGCGUCUUACCGCUCACUAGUCAGGGGAGUUCACGAUAACCAUCAUACGAUUUUAUUCGAGAUUCAAUUUCCAGUCAGCUCAGAUUUUCCCCUUUGUUCUUCUUUAGGAAUAUCUUCUAUUAACCAUAUGUCUGGAUUCUGACCACCGCGAUUGACAUCUCCAUCUCUCACCGAUAAGCCUAAAUAUGAACGGCCUCGCGGACAAUCCUACUCCUCCUACUACCCGCAGUACACCUACCGGGAUGCAUGGGUUAAAUGGAUCGCUAGGAGGGGUCACCCCCAUCGCGACAACUCGGGGGCGACUCACAGCUCACCAGGAGUUGAUCCUCCUGCAAAUAUGCCAAGAAACCUUUGGUGAUAGAUGGGACGCAGAUUAUCAGUGCAAAGACUGGAUUAAGAUCAGUGAAGAGUUUCAAAAGCGAGCCAGAAGGACGUUUUCAUGGCAGUCGUGUCAAAGGCGAUUCAAGGAGAGCAUUAAGAAGGAGAGGACUCGAAUCGCUAUGAACUCCGAGCCCAGUCAGUAUAACGAUGCGCAACUUCUUACUCCUGCCUCCGAGUUUGUGCGCCAGUGGAUAUGGCAUUCGGAACGGAACAGACAACUUUUGAGACGGGCUAGGAGAACAGAAGCAGAAAAAAGACCAUGCGAGGACAAAAAACCACCACUUGAUGCUUUGGAGGCGACACCAAGACAGCAACCCCAGCAAGACGAGGAGCAGGAGGAGCAAGCAAAGCUCAACGCGUGGCAGGAGCGUAUGGAUAACUGGAUGAAUACUUCGACUGAUCCAGAAACUUUUGUGGAUGAGAGCAGACUUCCUGCCGUGGAUCCAGCGCACGGCGUGGUGAGCAGAGUCAAUACAUCGCCUCCUGAAACGACAUCUGCGCGGCCCGUUUCUCAUAAAGAUCUCAAGGAAAUCAGCGACAAAAUUGACCGAGUUGCUGAGAAUAUCCUUGACAGCACGAAAAAGUUAUUAAAAGAAAUGCAAUUGCAACAACGACGGGAGAUGGAGGCUUUUAAGGAUCGGAUUGCAGCGCUGAUAAGUGAGGAAACCGAUCUUAUCAGCCAGAAUAUCAUGGAUGCUUCAGAGGAUGCUUCAAACGACGUGACCGAUCUAGCUGGGACUAUAUCAUUCGAAUUCCAGAAGGUCAAGGAUUCAGAGACCCACCUGCUGAAGCUACGACGAGAUGUCAGAUAUCUACUGAAAGUCGCAAUAGCAGAGGGGAAAAUCAAAGUUGCGACCCCGUCUUCCUGACUCUUUUCGCUGUUUCCAUUCUUGUCUAUACUUACGCCUCGUUCUAAUUUCGAAUAUUUGAUUGAAUCAUUUGCCAUUGUUCAUUUCAAAGCGGUAUUUUGCAUUCUAGGAGUUAAUACCCAGGCUACAUGCGAUUUGGGAAACCAACCGGGAGACUUCUGAAUGGUACCAUAAUUGAAUUAUUCUCAGAACUACUUCAUUGUGGUACGAUCUAGCUGCCCUGAAACAAGCCAUCUAAAUCCGUGACUCUGCUGCACAGUGCAGUCCACUAGUUGACCCGGAAGAUAAGGGAAGUCUCUAGGCCUGGAGCACACUAGGGUCCCCAAAAUUAUCAACUUGUUUGUUUGGACGUAAUGCUGGCACAUGGUGUCUUCAAGUCUUCCAGAAGUGCCUCCCCUCGUUUAUUUGUGUAAUGAAGCCACUAGCAUGUGCAGUACGAUGCGAUUGAACUUACCUUGAAUUAAGAAAUGCA